Messenger RNA from Wasmannia auropunctata (little fire ant), 2816 nucleotides. It is a transcript of the gene su(w[a]), whose product is annotated as splicing factor, suppressor of white-apricot homolog. Gene Ontology annotation, molecular function: RNA binding. The transcript is spliced from 8 exons. The coding region runs from base 152 to 2647 and encodes 831 amino acids. Gene Ontology annotation, biological process: mRNA 5'-splice site recognition; RNA processing. The record is from RefSeq and is a predicted model, not a curated record. NCBI's taxonomy places the organism in Eukaryota, Metazoa, Arthropoda, Insecta, Hymenoptera, Formicidae.
UUUCUCCCCCCUCUCUUCACCCCGCUCGCUCGCUGAUCGUCGGGUCGGAUGAGUCGGCUCGUCUCCCGGUCUCCGUCAUCAUACGCGUCGACCGUGUCGUGUCCGGUCGGGGUCGGUCGGACUUCGGUGACCGGAGUUGCAGUCGCGGAAAAUGGCGUCGUCGAAAAGCCACCGGUGGAUGGUAGACUCGGGCAUUCUGCGUAAAAAGAAUAGCGACGAGGAACCGCAGGAGCUGUUGGUGUUCGGAUACAGCUGCAAAUUAUUUCGCGAUGAUGACAAGGCGAAAAUGAUUGAUCAGGGAAAGCAUUUGAUACCAUGGAUGGCCGAUAACACGUUGAGGAUAGACAGGUACGAUGGACGCGGGGCGCUGCCAGACUUACGGAUUCACGAGCCACCACCGGGUGGUUUUGAUCAGCGGACGAUACUUACCGAGGAGGAACUGAAAGUAGAGCAACUCUGUGACGAGGAGCGGUAUCGGUCCCUCUACAACAACGACGCGGAGGAGUCCAUGUACCAUGAAGAGGAGAUAAAGAGGUUGCAUCAGGCACUGGAUUCCGAAUCUUCGUACAAUCAAAUGGGAUAUAAUUACAACGAAGAUGAGAACGGUCAUAAAGCCUCCGGCGAGGAUUCUCAGAGCCCGAAACAGUCGGAGGGCUCGCAGGAGGAGGAUCAGGCAUUCGUGCCGCCGCCCGAGCUGGAAAUUCCCGAGGGGAUGCUCCUGCCGGAAACGCAGAAACUGAAUGCGAUUAUAAUGAAAACGGCGCUGUUUAUAAGUCAACACGGAAGCCAAUUGGAAAUCCUGAUAAAGACGAAACAGGCAAACAAUCCACAAUUUGCGUUCCUAUCGAUAGACGAGCCGCUCCAUCAGUAUUACAAAUAUGUCCUCGAUGCUAUCAAGAGUGGAAAAUAUAAUCCCGAAAAGCAGCCUGAGAAAGAAGAAUCCGAACCCGAGGAAGAGAACUCUGACGAAGAUGACGAACCGUACCUGCAUCCAAGUCUCGCGUCGUCACUUACCAAGAUCGAAGCGGCACCUAGCAUACCAAGCAUACAGUACAAACCGUCGGCGGAUUGCGCGUACUCCAUGCUCGUGAACAAGAUCACGGGGAAACCACCACCAUCCAAGGCACCACAGGCGUUAGACCCGGCGAUGCAGUCAGUGCCGUCUGCUGGAUACUAUCACUCGAUGCCGCCGCAGAAUUAUCCUCCUUAUCCUACGCCCAUGCAGUACUCGCACGGUCCAGUUAUAUACGGGUCGAACGGACAAAUGCAAUCGCCUUCGCAGCUCGCCAUGCCGAUCAUGCCGAACGACGCCGCGGCCACGACGCAAACAGCAUCGUCCAACGAGACGCCCGCGCCGUUGGUACCGUACGGUAUACCCGUGCAAAAGCCACUGAGCAGGCCGUCCUUCAUCGUGCCGCCAGCGGACGUUCAGAUCAUCAUUGACAAGAUGGCGAGUUACGUGGCGAAGAACGGACGCGACUUCGAGACGAUCGUCAAGAACAAGGGGGAUCCCAGAUUCAACUUCCUGGAGCUGUCGCAUCAGUACCACGGUUACUACGCGCACAAGCUGACGGUGUACGAGGGCGCGAUAAAUCCGAAGGUGUUGACGGAGGAGCAGCUGCUGCAGAAGCAGGAGCCGCAGGAGGAGAAGCAGAAGAAGCUGGAGGAGCUGCAGAAGAAGCAGCAGCGAAUGGAGGAGGUGCAGAAGCGAGUGAAGAUGAUACAGGCGAAGAAGAAGAACGGCGGCGGCGACGCGAAGGCGAAGCAGAGUGCGGGAUCCACGAAGCAGAUCACCACCGUGUCGUUCUCCAUUAAAAAGCCAAAGGACGGGGAGAGCACGGUGAUCGAGAAGAGGAACGCGUUGCCGUUGGAGGAGAGCGACGAGGAGAUCGAGAGCGACAAGAAGGACGCCAACUCCAAGCCGGGUUCGCCGGAAGAUGGCACGAGCGAUCCGAAUUUUUCGGCUGCCAUUGGAGACAAGGACCCGCCGAAAUCGGAGAGGAAACCGAAGGGCAGCGACGACAAGGAGUUGGUGGAUCUGACGGACGAUAUCCUCGAGGAUUGUCAGAAGGAGAUCAGGCAUAAGCAGGCGCAGGAGGACAGGAUCAAGGAUAAGUUGGCGGCGGCCGCGCGGGACAAGUUACUCUCCAAGGAACGGCAGCUGCAACUCGAGAGAAAGAAGAGAGCGGCUAUAUUUCUCAGCCAGCACAUCCAGACGCCAGCGCUUAAGACCGCCUCCACCACGGUGAAUCCGAACACCCGAAAGGACGAUUCGGACGAGGUGCACUCCGUGCCGUCGCCGUCCCUCGAGGACAAUAAGGACAAGUCCUCGCAAGACACGAAGACGUGCGGUAAUUCCCUGAUGGAUCGACUGAAGGGCGCGGACCUGAGCGGCAAGCGGCCGCGACAACGCUCCAGGAGUCGGAGCACGGACAGGCACAAAUUGCACAAAAAGCACAAGAAAAAGAAGAGUUCUCAUCGAAGCAGCUACGACAGCUCAAGCUCCUCCCGCUCGCACAGAACCAAGAAGAGUAAGAAAUCAUCCUCGCGGCACAGAUCCCGCUCGCGCAGUCCCUCGCACAGGCACCGGCACAAUUCGCGGCGGCGGGAAAGCAACACGAGCUACUCGGACUCCAGCUCGCCUUAAUGACGUCGCUAAUGACUUCGCUUGUUUCAAUUAGGUUUACGUCAGUAAUGUAUAUACGUACAUGCAUCAUAUACUAUUAUAAAAAAAAAAAACGUAUAUUAUACAAUAACAGCGGCAAAUUUGAUACCACUUUUGUCAUCAAGAAAUACGAAGAAUUUACUCUUUAAUA